AUGGACAUUGGUGGUCCAACCAAUGUCCGACACGUGGCUCACGUGACCUUUGAUCGCUUCAAUGGUUUCCUUGGACUUCCUUCUGAGUUCGAACCUGAUGUUCCUAGAAAAGCUCCUAGUGCAAGUGCAACAGUGUUUGGGGUUUCGACGGAGUCUAUGCAGUUAUCAUACGAUUCGAGAGGGAACUGUGUUCCUGUGAUACUUUUGCUAUUACAGAGCAGGCUAUAUGAUCAAGGAGGCUUGCAGGCAGAAGGAGUAUUCAGAAUAACAGGCGAAAACAGCGAGGAAGAGCGCGUAAGGGAGCAGCUAAAUAAAGGAGUGAUACCAGAUGGGAUUGAUGUCCAUUGUUUAGCAGGACUUAUUAAGGCUUGGUUUAGAGAGCUACCGAGAGGGGUGCUUGAUCCUCUACCAUCAGAGCAAGUGAUGCAGUGUGAGACAGAAGAGGAUUUUGUUAAGGUUGUGAGACUUUUACCUCAAACAGAAGCUUCUCUUCUCAAUUGGGCGGUUAAUCUCAUGGCUGAUGUUAUUCAGUAUGAACAUGUUAACAAGAUGAAUUCUCGUAACCUUGCUUUGGUCUUUGCCCCAAACAUGUCUCAGAUGGCAGAUCCGUUAACUGCACUGAUGUAUGCGGUCCAAGUGAUGAAGUUGCUGAAGAGCCUCACAGAGAAAACUGUGAGAGAUAGGGCAAUCACGUCUUCCCAGGUUGACGCAAGACGCAGCAACAAAGCCGAAGAGGAAGAAGCAACAGAGAGAGUAAGUGUGGUUGCUGAUGAACACAAGUCAGGAAGCAUGAAGAGCGAGUUUAAGGGAUCGGGUCCUUCGGAUUCAAAGGGAGACGAUGCAGUUGUGCAGCCACCCAUUUCCCAUCCGAACCGUAUAGGAGGCAAGUGA
Molecule: messenger RNA, 891 nt
Organism: Arabis nemorensis
Lineage: Eukaryota; Viridiplantae; Streptophyta; Magnoliopsida; Brassicales; Brassicaceae
Source: the annotation of a GenBank genome assembly